Panicum virgatum (switchgrass) is the source of this 3522-nucleotide messenger RNA. RefSeq names its product putative receptor protein kinase CRINKLY4. The coding region runs from base 518 to 3205 and encodes 895 amino acids. Lineage: Eukaryota; Viridiplantae; Streptophyta; Magnoliopsida; Poales; Poaceae. Gene Ontology annotation, molecular function: protein binding; ATP binding; protein kinase activity. The transcript is spliced from 3 exons. Gene Ontology annotation, biological process: protein phosphorylation. The record is from RefSeq and is a predicted model, not a curated record.
GGAGCAUUCAAUGCCGCCCUUUCCCUCCUCCCCCACCACUCCUCCGCCGCCGCCGCUCUCGCUCCCACCACUCUCAUCGACCACUGCGCGCGCGGAGCGGACAGCGCACGCGCCGCCGCCGCUCUGCAAUCCUCCUCCGCCACCGCCCCCCUUUCGCUGCGCCGCAGUUCCCGCGCCCCCUCCGCCCAUAAGCGACGCGAUUUUUCCUCCUCUGCCCUUCUCCCCCGGUUCCCCCAAUGCCCCUGUGGCGAGCUCGGCCCCGUGGAGUAGGGGCGGCCUUCGUGGAAGCUUAGAUGCCGCACUGACGCUCGUUCGGGCCUGAGGACGGAGGCUUCAAGUUGAAGCAAUCUUGGUUCUGGGGCGCGUCGAUUUUUUGGGUAGCAGAGAAAAAGGGGGGAAAUCAACAAAUCAGUCUGCUGUUCCAAUGCUGUGCGAUGAGGGUGACUGACUAGCUACUCCACCACCACCCCUUUGUUCUUGCUCCUUGGGAUCUUCCGCCCGCCCCAAGUUUGAAGAAAUGGGACAUGUGCUGCUUCUAGCAGUGUGCUUCCUGGUCUUGCUGCCUGGUUGGGCCUGCGGCCUUGGCUCCAUGUCAUCCAUUGCAGUAUCUUAUGGGGAGGACGGUCCGGUGUUCUGUGGGCUCAGCUCCGACGGCUCCCACCUGGUCGCCUGCUUUGGUGCGGACGCCUCUGUUCUGUAUGGCGCGCCGCCCAACAUCCCGUUCCUUGGUGUUACAGCUGGGGAUGGGUUUGUUUGUGGCCUCUUGCUUGACACCAGGCAGCCUUACUGCUGGGGGAGCAACUCCUAUGUCAAGAGCGGGGUGCCACAGCCGAUGAUCGAGGGCGCAAAGUACUCUGAGCUCAGUGCAGGGGACAACCACCUCUGCGCACUACGAGCGGCUGCAGAUGGGAUUCAUGGCGCUGAUGAUGGUGCGUCAUUGAUCGACUGCUGGGGAUACAAUAUGACUGCCACACAUGUUCUCGCUGAAGCUGUGUCGACCAUUUCAGCCGGUUCGGUGUUCAAUUGCGGCUUGUUUGCGCGGAACAGGACAGUGUUCUGCUGGGGUGAUGAAACGGUGAGUGGUGUUGUCGGGCUAGCACCAAGGGAUCUGCGCUUCCAGUCUAUAGGAGCAGGCGGUUACCAUGUCUGUGGAGUGUUGGAGAAUGCACAGGUGUUCUGCUGGGGCAGGAGCUUGGAAUUGCAGCAGGUGGCACCAUCCAGUGCUAUUGGUGAUGGUGAUGUGAACAUAGUGCCAAUGGAUGCGAUGAUCUCAGUCGUUGGUGGGCGGUUCCAUGCUUGUGGCAUCAAGAGCCUUGAUCACCAAAUAGCUUGCUGGGGUUUCACACUUCAUAACAGUACAUCACCACCAAAAGGGCUCAAGAUGUAUGUGCUUGUGGCUGGAGACUACUUUACUUGUGGAGUACCUGCUGAGACAUCACUGAUGCCAAGGUGCUGGGGCAACAGUGGGCCAUUGGCAUUACCAAUGGCGGUACCCCCUGGGAUUUGUGUUCCUAAUGUAUGCAGCCAUGGGUACUAUGAGUUUAUGAACCAUGGUGAAGUUGGCAGUAGCAAGUUGUGUAAGCCUGCAAAUUCUAGACUCUGUCUGCCCUGUAGUACAGGUUGUCCAGAAGAUUCGUUUGAGGCAUCUCCUUGCAAUGCGACAGCUGACCGUGUUUGCCAGUUUGAUUGCUUGAGGUGUGCCACAGAUGAGUGCAUGUCAUUCUGCUUAUCACAGAAGCGGACUAAGAGCAGAAAGUUGAUGGCUUUUCAGAUGCGUAUCUUUGUAGCAGAGAUUGUAUUUGCUGUCAUCUUGGUACUCAGCGUAUCAGUAAUCACUUGCCUAUAUGUCCGGCACAAACUUCGACAUUGCCAAUGUUCAAAUAGCGAGCUGAGACUGGCAAAGAGCUCUUUCCGGAAGGACAACAUGAGGAUCCAGCCUGAUGUGGAGGAUUUGAAGGUCAGGAGAGCUCAAGAAUUCUCCUAUGAAGAGUUAGAGCAAGCAACAGGUGGCUUCUCAGAGGAUUCACAAGUCGGCAAAGGCAGCUUUUCAUGUGUAUUCAAGGGCAUUUUGAGAGAUGGGACAGUGGUUGCCGUGAAGCGUGCAAUAAAAGCAUCAGAUGUGAAGAAGAGCUCAAAGGAGUUCCAUAAUGAACUUGACCUCCUCUCCAGGCUCAACCAUGCACAUUUGCUCAACCUGCUUGGUUACUGUGAGGAUGGCAGUGAGAGGCUCUUGGUUUAUGAAUUCAUGGCUCAUGGAUCUCUGUACCAGCAUCUGCAUGGUAACAAUCCAAACUUGAAAAGGCGACUGAAUUGGGCCAGGCGGGUCACCAUUGCUGUCCAGGCUGCUAGGGGAAUCGAGUACUUGCAUGGCUAUGCUUGCCCUCCAGUAAUUCACCGGGACAUCAAGUCGUCAAACAUAUUGAUUGACGAGGAUCACAAUGCGCGUGUUGCUGACUUUGGUCUAUCUAUAUUGGGUCCUGCAGAUAGUGGUACCCCACUAUCUGAGCUGCCAGCAGGGACACUUGGCUACCUUGACCCUGAGUACUACCGUCUCCAUUACUUGACUACAAAGUCCGAUGUCUACAGCUUCGGAGUUUUUCUCUUGGAGAUAUUAAGUGGCAGGAAAGCAAUCGACAUGCAAUUUGAGGAAGGGAAUAUUGUUGAAUGGGCAGUACCACUGAUCAAAGCUGGGGACAUUUUUGCCAUCCUUGAUCCAGUCUUAUCUCCACCCUCUGACCUCGAGGCUCUCAAGAAGAUUGCUUCUGUGGCCUGCAAAUGUGUCAGAAUGCGAGGAAAAGAUCGGCCUUCCAUGGAUAAGGUGACAACAGCUCUGGAGCAUGCUCUUGCUCUGCUGAUGGGCAGUCCAUGUGUCGAGCAGCCCAUCCUACCAACCGAGGUUGUUCUUGGAAGCAACCGGAUGCACAAGGUAUCACAGAUGUCCUCUAACCACUCUUGCUCAGAGAAUGAGCUUGCCGAUGGGGAGGAUCAGCGGAUUGAGUAUAGGGCGCCAUCCUGGAUAACUUUCCCUAGCGUGACCUCAUCACAGAGGAGGAAAUCAUCUGCAUCAGAAGCUGAUAUCACUGGCAGAACGACCACAGAAGGUAGGAAUGUCGGGAGCAGUAUAGGUGAUGGACUGCGGUCGCUGGAGGAAGAGAUCAGCCCGGCCUCACCGCAGGAGAACCUGUACCUGCAGCACAACUUCUGAAGAAAUGUCAGGAGCUGCAGAAUUUAACGCAGUGACUCUCUGCCAUUGCUGGGCGUCAUUUUAAAUUGAGAAUUUGCACCCUGUUGCUAUAUGGCAAUGCAUUACAGUGUUUAUACAUCCUAUAUAGUAGCAGGCCAUUUAAAAACAAAGAGAGCUAAUUAGUAGUGUACUGGAAGAAAAAUUUAGCAUCCAGGGGCAUUUCUUUGUAGAUUCAUAUGGCCUUUUCUGUUAUUUCCCUGAUGUUAUUUGUCUGUUGGUGACUACGAUUGAUGAAUUAUCUUGUCUCUUUCGCUUACGAAAUUGUGUAGUUUCCUUAA